Molecule: messenger RNA, 6016 nt
Organism: Prionailurus viverrinus (fishing cat)
Lineage: Eukaryota; Metazoa; Chordata; Mammalia; Carnivora; Felidae
Gene: ACOX1
Product: acyl-CoA oxidase 1
Exons: 14
Coding region: 179-2164 (661 amino acids)
Biological process (GO): fatty acid beta-oxidation using acyl-CoA oxidase; very long-chain fatty acid metabolic process; lipid homeostasis
Cellular component (GO): peroxisome
Molecular function (GO): fatty acid binding; FAD binding
Source: RefSeq, a predicted model, not a curated record
AGGGGCGGGCCGGGGCGGGCCGAGGCGAGCGGGGGCGGGGUCUCGCGCCGUCCUGGGGCGGCUCUUAGGGCCGGGGCGGCUCUUAGGGCAGGGCCCGCGCUGGAGCCGUGGACACCCGUCGUCGCUGUCGCCGCCGCCACCUUGGCUUCUGCUGCCACCGCCGCUGCCGGUCGCCACCAUGAACCACGAUCUUCGCAGGGAGCGGGAAGCCGCCAGCUUCAACCCGGAGCUGCUCACGCACGUCUUGGACGGCAGCCCCGAGAACACCCGGCGCCGCCGAGAGAUCGAGAACCUGAUUCAGAAUGACCCAGACUUCCAGCAUGAGGACAUGAAUUUCCUCAGUCGCAGCCAGCGUUACGAGAUGGCUGUUAAGAAGAGCGCCAGCAUGGUGAAGAAGAUGAGGGAGUUUGGCAUCGCAGACCCUGAAGAAAUCGUGUGGUUUAAAAAUUUUGUGCACCGAGGGCGGCCUGAGCCUCUGGAUCUUCACUUGGGCAUGUUCUUGCCUACUUUACUUCACCAGGCAACCGCGGAACAACAGGAGCGCUUCUUCAUGCCCGCCUGGAACUUGGAGAUCAUUGGCACUUAUGCCCAGACAGAGAUGGGCCAUGGAACUCAUCUCCGAGGGUUGGAAACCACAGCCACUUACGACCCUGAAACUCAGGAGUUCAUUCUCAACAGCCCUACCGUGACCUCCAUCAAGUGGUGGCCGGGUGGACUUGGAAAGACCUCAAAUCAUGCGAUAGUUCUUGCCCAGCUCAUCACAAAGGGCAAGUGCUACGGAUUACAUGCCUUCAUCGUACCGAUUCGUGAAAUUGGGACCCAUAAGCCUUUGCCAGGUAUUACUGUUGGCGAUAUCGGCCCCAAGUUUGGCUAUGAUGAGAUGGAUAACGGCUACCUGAAGAUGGACAAUUAUCGUAUUCCCAGAGAAAACAUGCUGAUGAAGUAUGCCCAGGUGAAGCCUGAUGGCACGUACGUGAAGCCCGUGAGUAACAAGCUGACCUACGGGACCAUGGUGUUUGUCAGGUCCUUCCUCGUAGGAGAAGCCGCUCGGUCUCUAUCCAAGGCUUGCACCAUUGCCAUCAGAUACAGCGCUGUGAGGCACCAGUCUGAACUCAAGCCAGGUGAACCAGAACCACAGAUUUUGGAUUUUCAGACCCAGCAGUAUAAACUCUUCCCACUCCUGGCUACUGCCUACGCCUUCCAGUUUGUCGGCGGGUACAUGAAGGAGACCUACCAUCGGAUUAAUGAGGACAUUGGCCAAGGGGACCUGAGUGAACUGCCCGAGCUUCAUGCCCUCACCGCCGGGUUGAAGGCUUUCACCUCCUGGACAACUAAUGCUGCCAUCGAAGCUUGUCGGAUGGCUUGUGGCGGGCAUGGCUAUUCUCACUGCAGCGGCCUUCCAAACAUUUAUGUCAAUUUUACCCCCACCUGCACCUUUGAGGGAGAGAACACUGUCAUGAUGCUGCAGACGGCUAGGUUCCUGAUGAAAAGUUAUGACCAGGUGCACUCAGGAAAGUUGAUGUGUGGUAUGGUGUCCUACUUGAAUGACCUGCCCAGUCAGCGCAUCCAGCCGCAGCAGGUCGCGGUCUGGCCGACUGUGGUGGACAUCGACAGCCCGGACAGCCUAACGGAAGCCUAUAAACUCCGCGCAGCCAGAUUAGUAGAAAUUGCUGCAAAAAACCUUCAAAAUGAAGUGAUUCACAGAGAAAGCAAGGAGGUAGCAUGGAAUCUAACUUCCAUUGACCUUGUUCGAGCAAGCGAGGCACAUUGCCACUAUGUGGUAGUUAAGCUCUUUUCAGAAAAACUCCUCAAAAUCCAAGAUAAGUCCAUCCACACUGUCUUGAAGAAUUUAUGUCUCUUGUACUGCCUGUAUGGAGUCAGUCAAAAGGCAGGGGACUUUCUGCAGGGAGGCAUCAUGACGGAGUCUCAAAUUACCCAAGUAAAUCAGCGCAUUAAGGAGCUGCUGACUGUGAUUCGCCCAGAUGCUGUUGCUUUGGUUGAUGCGUUUGACUUUCAGGAUGUGACACUCGGCUCUGUGCUCGGCCGUUAUGAUGGGAACGUGUAUGAAAACUUAUUUGAGUGGGCCAAGAAGUCCCCACUGAACAAAGCAGAGGUCCAUGAAUCUUACCCCAAGUAUUUGAAGCCCCUGCAGUCCAAGCUCUGAAGGGUCAUGAUGAGAAGUUUCAUUUGCUCCAGAAAGCAGCUGUACUCCGCUCCCCUUAUACUCAUCACCCAAAUCUGCUUGGAAUCUCUAUCAAAUUCAGAGAGCUAUAGAGCAAAUGAUAAAUUGAGCCCUUUCCUCUUUUUAUAAAUGAAGAAAAAAAAGGAACAGAUUUCAGAGAUUAAAUGAAAAAAACAGAUGUGUUUUAAGUGCAAUUAACACUGCAAGAGACGUAUCGAGCAUCAGAAGAAGCUUUAAGAAAUGCAGCAUGCCUUCCAUUUGUAGUGCCGCUGGUUCCAGUAGGCCAUGACUUUUGGUAACUAGUAGAAUUUAACUACUGAGUAGUUAAUUAUUUUCACCUCUUAAUUGCUGAUCACUGGAUAUAUAAGUGUUUUUAAGCAAAGGUAUUUUUUAAGCGGGGUAGAUAGAACCCUUCCCAGCUUUUCUGUUAAACGUUCCUGUCAUGGGCCCUGGCUAAGAAGCAGGACUGAAGAAAAGGGAUUCGGGGAAAGAAACUAAUCAAGACAUUUAGUGUGAGUGAGUUUGUGCCCGACACAUUGACGCGACGUGCCCAUUUGCCCCGCUUUGCCGACCUGGUAUUUCCACCUAACUAUUCACAGUAGCACCUUUCCAGCAUGAGGACUUCUUCGACUUCAGCACAGGCCUAGAAUAGGAUCACUGUCCCGCAUAAUUAGGAGUUACUCUUCCUUCCAUUCGAGGGAUUCCCUAAAUCGUCUGUGCAGUAGCAUUGCAAUUCACUUUGUCCCAAACUUCUUAGGAAAGGGCAAGAAGCAAAAUCAUCUCUGCAUCUGACUUCUAGCAACUGAUGGCACCUCUGGCCGUGUGGUGUUUCCUCUCCCACCCCUUUCUCUGUCCCGAAAGAGAUGCUAAGAAAGGAAAAGAAGGGGUCACAGUUCCUUCAUAGUAGAAUGAGUAUGGGGAGAGCUGUCUCAGUUAUGGUCACUCUGACUGUAGUGUCCAUACUAACUGGAUAUUCUGGAACAAUCUAGAUUUUUCAAUAGUCUAUUACAGUGCUUGGAGGUUACAGUGUUUGGCAUUAUAAAAUAGAAGCAUCACUCAGGCCACCUCUUCCACCCAGGGCGAGCACAGAAAACCCCUUUGACAAACCAUGGCUUCUGAUUUUGGAUGUAAAUCGUCGAAUCAAAAUAAUCAUCGAAACUAUGGCUAAUGGAUAAAUGCCAGUUUCACAGAAUCUCUCUCUUACUGUACAUUGGCUUUAUUUUCAGUCUGUUCCUAGGAGAUUGAUCUGAAUUGCAACAGUGUCCUUUGAGCCAAAAUCUAAUUUACACAAUCACUCUGCAUUUAAAAGUUAAACAUGGACCUCCUAAUGAAGUUUUUUCUUAAAAUCAAUGUAAAGGAACACAUUCGUUGAUUUUUUGUUUUGUUUUGUUGUGUUUGUUUUUUCUUUUACCUGUUAACUGUAUCUGUAACUUCUGCCUCAUGAAUCCAGUUGUUCUGUAAUCAGUCUUGAGAAUGUAGGAUAAUUCAGGGAAAUGUCUCCCUACCUUGGGACCCAACAUAAAAACUAUCCCAGUGGAACCAGUUAUAUGAGAUUUUCAGGUCCCACAGAAACGCUGUUGACACAAGCCUUAAUCCUUCCAUCAGGAAAGCUGCUUGGGAAUUGUAAGACUGAAGUAAGCAGUCUAUUAAUUUCAUUGGAAUAGAUCUUGACAGUAGUUCAGAUUCUGGGAAAUAAAAUAGAUUUAAAUUGCUUAAUAUCAGCCUGUUACGUGUAAAAUUGCCUCAGUCUUAGUGGUUAAUUUAAAUACCUUGUUCACAGAUGAUCAUCUGUAGUUGGGACCUGAUCCAGCUGCAUUGAUCUGGGAUCUAUCUUAGCAGGUCUGAGCAAGCUGUAGACACAACAGCCGACUUCAGUCCUGCACGUUGAGUUUACUUAAACGCGAAAUCUGAUAUUUGAUACUGUUUUUACUAACGCUGAGAUUUUUGUCUUGAACUUUAUUCACUGUAAUCUAAAUAUAGUAAAACCUCUCUAAUUUGUACUGUCAUGAGGGAAAGAGAAUGCCACGUAAUUAAACAUAAGCUGAAAUUAUGAAAUUUUAAGGUACGGUUUUAUGAGGUUAUUAGGUUCAGUAGCAGAACAAAACGGGAAGGAGUGAGGCCUGCCUGGGCAGAUCGCUCUGAAUCCCGUCACUGGUGUGGUUCUGCAGCUGCUGUGCAGGAUCCCGCUGGUGCGCGAGUUCGUGCUUACGGGCCGCUCUCGAAGCAGCAUAUCCAGUUUGCUCUCCCUAAGAAGCCACGCUUUGCUACAGAUAAGUUUCGUUCUGUUUGGUUCUUCGGUGAGCCGUUUUCACAAAAAGUACAAAGAUACAUCCUCUUCUCCAAACUGAUGGAUAAAUGCUGAGAGGCUGGAAGAUUUUUCUGUUAGAUACUGAUGGAAGCCUUUUUGGAAAAGUACUGUGAACAGAACUCAAAAUUGGGAAAUUGAGGUUUAAUAGGAUUUUGCGAUUUGUAACGGAUGAAGGUUGAUUCUUCCUGAAGUGUUUGGAGCUCUACUAGAUAUAUAUAUACCAAGGAGUAUUUCAGCCUUUGGACAUUAGUGAUCUCACAGCACAGUUGGUUCCAAAGCCUUCAGGGCCUUUCAUGUUCUGGUCUUCAGAACAAAGCAGUGCUAAGUAUCAGCUUUUCUUCAGAACAUUGGUUUAAUUGCAACAUUAGCUAUGUUCACAUGCUCUCGGGGAACUCCCCGCCUGUGAUUUCACAUCGCAUAUACCUGGAGGCGUUUUAUAGUUCUAAAGUUAACAUGCUAGAUCUUGUUUUUUGGAUUUUCUUCAGUCCGGGGCUUUGGCUGGAGAAAUAGAACUGCUCAAAUUCAUCGGGAACGGAAAUUCUUUAGAUGACUGCAGUUCACAGUCCCUGUGAGCUGGAAAGAAGAGAUUAGAUGCAGUCUGCACACAUGCUAAUCUUUAUAAAUGUGGUAGGUGUCCCCGGGUCACUGGUUGCCUCCAAGCAGUGCCAGGAAAUAGGUUCUUCUACGUGAGACCAACAAAAAGUCUUUUGUUGAUUCUUACUCAGGAUAAAGGUUUUGAUCAUUUUCAUGAAAUAAUACAGAGGUCACUUCAACUAUUACUCCAUUCUUGGAGGAUUUGACCAAGUCACACUGUACAUUGCUAAAAUGACUUAAUAUUUUAAAAUACCCCUGGACUUGUGCUUUUAGCUGUACACUAAAAUUUUCACUACCUGUUCCUGCGCUCCGUGAUUGUAAACAUAGAAACAUGAGGAACCUUUAGAGUAAUCAGGUGUUAGCUGUUGCAAACCUUCAAAUUCCUGGUCUCCAGGGGUUUUUGUUUCAUUCUUACUUUGCUUUACAAUUAAUUGGGCCAUUGAUUAUCUUAGGAAGAUCAUGAAAAACCGGGGAGUGAUUUGAAGAAUUCUGAACCAAAAUAAGCUGUUGUGCCACAAUGCUGUCAACUGUUUCAUAGACUAGGUAGCAAAUACAUGACCUGCCACAUAAUGUUCAGACUAUUUGUAAACAAUUUAAUUUCCAAUCGCUGUGGAUUCAAGGAAAUUACUUGUGUUCUUCAGAGCGUAUAAUUACCUGCUACCUAUUUCCCUUUUACUGUUAGGGUUUGCGUUUGGUUCCUACCUGACAAGAUGCAGUUAGUUAGCAUGUAUUGUUACCCAUCCCUGGCGGAGCCAGUCGGUAGAGGUGGUAGCACCAAGGAGGUGCACGGGUCCAGAACUUGGGAACCACGAUCAGACAACCGUGCCCUGCCAGCCCUGUUUGGCUUGGGCUGCGGGUAAGCCAAACCAUAAACCGCUUUUUCCUUUGUAAAGUUUGACAAGACCCUUAAUAAAACCUGUAAUUAACACAAA